AUGGAGCUGAAGGAACUGACCCCGGAGCCCGUGGCGCACUACCACGAGCAGGACGGCGAGGACGGCGGGCCCGGCGAGGACGGGCGCGCGCGCGCGCGCGCGCAGCGCGCCCAAUGGGCAAGAGCGGCGCUGCGACAGGUGCAGCGACACUCGGUGUGGCCAUGGGCGGUGUACUUCCCGCUACACGCGGCGAACGCGCUGGUGGUGGGCGCGGUGGCGCCCGCGGCGGCGAACGAGGUGCUGAUGAUGGUGCGGGAGCUGCUGCCGGAGAAGAGCACGACGGCGACGGUGCUGGUGGUGUCGGCGGCGGCGCAUGUGGCGAGCGGAGUGGCCCUGCGAGUGUGGCGAUGGGUAGCGCGCCGGCAGCGAGCGCGGGAAGACGGCCCUGACGCGCACCGCGUCGCGGUGCGCCGCCGCGAGUUCGGGCUGGUCGGCGGGCUCUCGGGCUACUUCAUCGGCGCGGCGCGCGAGCUCGCGUACAACCCGCAAGUGGUGUCGGGCUACGUGCUGGUGCCCGCGGUCGCGUACCACGCGCGCCUGAUGGCCGGCAGCGAGGUGGACUUUGACUUUGUGCGAUGGAUCUUGCAAAACGAGCGGCGGGCGGCCGUGGCGUGGGCCGCGGGCGCGGUGCCGCUCGCGGUGCUGGUGUGGUCCGCGACCUACCACCUGGGCGCCGGGCUGUGCCAGUUCGCGCGGAUCUCGCGGUGGAAGUGGCGGAAAACCGUGUCUACAUUGAUAUUUGGCGUCUCCACGACGGGCCUCGUCGCGCUGUGGCGGCUCUCGCGCAGCGCGGGCGAUGGGUUUGUGGACGCGGCCCGGUACCGCGGCCUUCUGCGGGCCCUGUUUUGA
Molecule: messenger RNA, 849 nt
Organism: Lachancea dasiensis
Lineage: Eukaryota; Fungi; Ascomycota; Saccharomycetes; Saccharomycetales; Saccharomycetaceae
Source: the annotation of a GenBank genome assembly